Ixodes scapularis (black-legged tick) is the source of this 762-nucleotide messenger RNA. RefSeq lists its product as uncharacterized. Lineage: Eukaryota; Metazoa; Arthropoda; Arachnida; Ixodida; Ixodidae. The record is from RefSeq and is a predicted model, not a curated record. Bases 1 to 762 code for a protein of 253 amino acids. The transcript is spliced from 5 exons.
AUGCAUCGACGUGUGAGCGUCAGUGGUGGUUACGCGCACAUCGGAAGGAAAGGAAAUGCACGUUGCGGCUCUAACGGCCGUCUCAAGACGGGUCAGGGCAAGUGUUUGCGGCUGGUGGCAGCGAUCUCGCUCAAGCUGGGCUGCAAUGUGGAGCUGUUGGACAAGUGUGGCGCAGACCUGGUCAUCUUCGGCACUGGUCCCAAGGUUCCUGAGAACACCAAGGACCUGUUGGCGCAAUGCGAGGUGGAGUUUGCAGCGGGGGUCUGCGCGCGGCAGUUCGCCAACCGGUGCCUGCCGCCCCUGCCCCGGGGCAUGGUGGUCGUCAUCCUGGAGGGCAUCAGCCAGGAGGUGUCCUCGAAGUGCAACGUCACCAACCCGCUCCACAAUGAGUUCCUGAAAUACGCGAGUUGCAUGAACAAGGUGGGCGACGCGUUGCACAAGUGCAUGAAAAAGCUCACUCUCAGCCUCGACUACAGCGCCAGCAUUGAGCCGCAUCUCAGGGUGGGCCGAUCCUGCUGCAACUUCGCCGAAUACCUGACGUGCUCGGGCGACGCCAUGAAGAAGGAGUGCGGCGAAGAGGCCGAGGAGUACCUCAAGAAGCUGCUCACCCGGUCCGCCGGAGACUUCAUCGAGAUCGCCUGCAUCAACCACCGCACCGACUUCGAGUCGUGCAAGUCCUCUGCCAACGUCGUGGACAUGUCCACCACCCGAAUCACCUCGCUGCUGUCACCCAUGGCCAAGCUCGUGUCCGCCGAGGGCUGA